AUGAGGAUCCUUUUUGGAAGUCUUUGUUUCUGCUUCAUUUCUUUCUUACUCAGCAGAGCAAAUGGAUUCCUAACUCUGAGAACACCUACAGCCUAUACCUUCCCUGUUUAUAACUACUCCUAUUUAAACCUCUCUUCUGUGGCAGAAGCACAAGCUCCAAAAACAGCUAGAGCUCUCAAUUUCUCACAUAACGUCAUUGAGAAAAUAACCAAGAGGGACUUGGAAGGUUUUGAUGUGCUGGAAGUUUUAGAUCUUUCCUACAACCAGAUUAAGGAGGUGGAACCUGGUGUGUUUGAGAGCCUGCCCAGCCUUGUUUCUGUGAAUUUAUCAUUCAAUGAUGAGAAGCUUCUUGUCUCAACCCUGGCGCCCCCCCUGAAGCUCUUACCCGCUGGCAAAGCCUCAGGGUCUCUGCAGCUUUCUGAGGACUCUGGCACACCCUCGGGGGCUGCUCUGGGGCACGCUGCCUCUGCAGAGGGAGGUCCCUCUGUCCUGCAAGACUUGAGCCCGCGGCAGGGGCGGAGCACAGAGAAUCUUCUCCGGAGAGCAGAGCCCCAGGGAACAGCCUCUCCACCAGCCACCCCCAAGCGGGACCUCUGCGGGGCGCCGGCCGACGGGACGCUCGACCUGUCCCACAGCCAGCUCUCUGAGGAAGACCUCAACCUCAAACUGGAUCCCAAACUCUGCCAGGCUCAGCUGCAUGGAAUUCUGCACCUUAACAUCAGUCACAGUGGCCUGGAAAUGGACCUUCUGUCGCUGUUUAUCCUGUUCCUGCCCAUGGAAAACGUGCAGUCCGUUGAUGCCAGUUACAACAAGAUAACAAUUAACAUGGAGAAUGUUGAUCCGAUCUGCAAGUUCCCCUUCAAAAACCUCCUGUUUUUAAACAUCAGCAACAACCCCAUAAACAGCUUGGACACGCUGUGUCUCCCUUCGACCAUCAAGGUAAUCGACUUGUCCUUCACCAACAUAAGUCAAAUACCCCAAAAUUUUGCUACGAAAUUGUUUAACUUGGAAAACAUGUACGUGCAAGGCAAUCACUUCAUCUACACUGUACGGCCCCCAGAGGUUAACGAGGCCCCGAGGCCCCCCCCCGGGACCGUCCGCAUUAACGCCAUCUCCUUUGUCAGGAACCAGGCUGGCACGCCCAUCGAGAGCCUCCCCAAGAAAGUGAGACACCUCAAAAUGUCCAACUGCUCCAUCGUGGAACUGCCAGAGUGGUUUGCUGGCACAAUGCAAGAGUUGUUGUUUCUGGAUCUCGGCAGCAACCGCAUUUCUGUGCUUCCUGACUUACCCCCCUCCCUGCAGCACCUCGAUAUAAGCAACAGUGACAUUAAAAUAAUACCCCCUCGUUUUAAAUCUGUCUCCAACUUAACCAUCUUUAGCAUUCAGAACAACAAAAUCACAGACAUGCAUCCUGAGCACUUCCCUCUGACUUUAACCAAGUGUGACAUCAGUAAAAACAGGUUGAACGUGCUGCUGUUAACGGAUGCCCUGGAGAAACUGGAGUAUCUCAACGUCUCCAGAAACCUCAUCACCAGGCUGGAGGCCAGCAGCCACCUCUCUGCGCUCGCCAACCUGGACAGCAGCCACAACCUCAUUUCAGAGCUCCCCGAUCACUUUGGGAAGGCUCUCCCAGUGCUGAAACACUUCAAUUUGUCGGGGAAUAAGAUCUCCUUCCUCCAGCGGGGCUGUCUCCCAGCUUCUCUGGUGGAGCUGGACAUCAGCGACAACGCCAUUACCACCAUAGUGGAGGACACUUUUGGCCAGUUAACCAGCCUGAGCGUUCUGACUGCUCAAGGGAAACAUUUCUUUUGUAACUGCGACCUGUACUGGUUCGUGAACGUCUACAUGCGCAGCCCCCGGCUGCGGAUCAGGGGCAAGGGCGCCCUCAGGUGCAGCUUUCCCCCCGAGAGGAGGGGCUCCCUGGUGGAGAGCAGCAACCUCACGCUGCUGCGCUGCUCCCUGGGUGCCCAGAUGGCCGUCACGGCCUGCGUGGCCGUGCUGGUGGCAACGGGGGUGACGGGCCUGUGCUGGCGCCUGGACGGGCUGUGGUACGUGAGGAUGGGCUGGUACUGGUGCAUGGCCAAGAGGAAGCAGUACGAGAAGCGGCCCGAGAACAAGCCCUUCGACGCCUUCGUCUCCUACAGCGAGCACGACGCCGAGUGGACCAAAGAGAAUCUGCUUCAGAGGCUGGAAAUGGACGGAUUUAAGAUCUGUUACCACGAGAGGGAUUUCAAACCGGGGCAUCCUGUGCUCGGGAACAUCUUUUACUGCAUUGAGAACAGCCACAAGGUCCUUUUUGUUCUCUCUCCCAGCUUCGUGAACAGCUGCUGGUGUCAGUACGAGCUCUAUUUUGCAGAACACCGGGUCCUGAACGAAAAUCAGGAUUCCCUCAUCAUGAUUGUGCUGGAAGACCUCCCGCCCAACAGCGUGCCACAGAAGUUCAGCAAACUCAGGAAGCUGCUGAAAAGGAAAACCUACUUAAAGUGGAGCCCUGAGGAACACAAACAGAAAAUGUUCUGGCGCCAGCUGGAAGCUGUCUUGAAAACAACCAACGAGCCCCUUGUGAGAGCAGAAAACGGGUCUGCUCAGGAUAUCUAUGAGAUGCAGUGA
Messenger RNA from Merops nubicus (carmine bee-eater), 2610 nucleotides. RefSeq names its product toll-like receptor 2. Gene Ontology annotation, molecular function: protein binding; triacyl lipopeptide binding; transmembrane signaling receptor activity. Gene Ontology annotation, biological process: toll-like receptor signaling pathway; immune response; inflammatory response. Gene Ontology annotation, cellular component: membrane. The transcript has a single exon. Lineage: Eukaryota; Metazoa; Chordata; Aves; Coraciiformes; Meropidae. The coding region runs from base 1 to 2610 and encodes 869 amino acids. The record is from RefSeq and is a predicted model, not a curated record.